AUUUAAAUGCAAUUCGGCUUGAUAGUAAUGGUGUUAUGGAGAAUAGGAAAAAGGAUAUGGGGGUUGCGAUGGGGAUGAGGACGGUAUACUUUGUGUGUUGGGAAUUGUUAGUAUUUUAGUAGGAGCCACAUCAAGACCUGUUUAUGUCGCUGCUGCAGAUAUUGCGAAAGCGAAUUGCUGUGUGAUUGGGUGGCAAGAGUAUGAAGAAGCGCCAGUGGUGUUGGCGGUGUGAUAUGGAAGCUGCUAUAUCUGAACUGAACACUGAACACCCCAAGGAUGGCAGUUUUAAUGUGUACGGGGUUGCAAAAGGAGGUGGAUGGCGGAUGGAUAUAAGUUAAAUGUUCUGUGUAUGCUGAAACAACAUAAUAAAACAAGGAUGGUGAGGCAGGGAAACAUGGAACAACGACAACGAUGCAAGGAACGACACUACGACGCUAGCUGAUGGUUGAUUGUAGAAUUGCAGGCAGAGGUAUAAGAGUGAAGGAUCAAAACCAACCUAGGACGAUGUGGAUGUGGAAGAAGGAGUAGGGUCAUUGUGCAUAGAAACAAAAAAAAAAACAUUUUGAGGCUGCUCUGAAGGAGAAACAACAAGUUGUAACGUCAGCAACGACAACGGCAACGGCAAGGCGCUUUUGGGUUGAGUGUUGUGUGUUUGAUGCUGGUGUUGAUGGUGGUGUAGGAAUCUGCACAUACUAUGCAACGGAACUUCUGCUGAAAACCCUGUUUGUGCAGAGCAAAGUCCCACAGUCCUUUCUUAACUUCUUCGUGUCAGUUUUUCCUCCUUGUUUUUUUGCUUUUUUUAUGUGGUUCUAUUUUCCUUUUUUAUUGCCAUUUUUGUUGUGAACUAUGUUUUCCUAUAUUUUCUUUUUUUGUAUUCGUAUACUGGAAAUUGUGCAUUUCUAUAGUUAUGGAAAACUACAACACUACUGCAUUGUGUUAUUGCUUCGGUAUUGUGAAAACGGCAACGAAUCCCCUUUUAUCGCGCAACGAGUUGGCUCGGCUUGUAGUUUAGUUUAUUGGUUAACAGCUUUCUAAAAGGAACAUCAAUUUAUAUAAACAAAACAAAAUAAAUAUUUGCAUAAUUUUUCAAAAAUACUAACAAACAAAAAAAUAAAAAAAUAUAAAUUCUUUUAUAUUUAAAUAUAAAUAAAUUUGUUGUGAAUUUGGUGUUACCAAGUUAAUUGUAAUAAUCACAUCCCUUCUGCACCUCACCUAUAAGGCCACCACUUUCCUUCCCUUUCCUUCCAUUUCACAUUAACUCCCUGACCCUUCCAAUGUGACGAUGCUUUUACGUGGAUUUGUAAGCAGGAUUCCUUUUAUUGUCGCUGAUUUCUCGCCAUAGCCAUGCUGCAGGAUUUUUAAACUGUGUAUAAGAAAUAACAAAGCAAAUCAAUAAAUACUCAAAACUUACAAGAAAUUCGAAAACAUCCACAUACCUAUGUAAAAUAUUUCUGUAGUUAAAAUUCGGAUUUAUGUCUUUAGCUUAUAAUUUACUGUUUUUUUUUUUUUUGAAUUUUUCAAUUAAUACAUUUACAUAAAACUUCAGCGCCAAUUUAUUUUAAUUUUAACUGUGUUGGAAGUGAUGUUAAAUUUAAAAAUUAAUUAAAAUUUAAAAUAAUCUCGAACUUUCUUAUAAUUACAUUUUAAUUGCAACUCUUGUGAGAAAAAAGUUGUUUCAAUGGAAACGAUAUCAAGUCGAAUCCGAGGAGAGAACACGGAAUGAAACUUAUGAAUUGGACACAACAUCAACAAAUUCUUUUAAAAUAUAAGACAAAAUCACAGAAAAAGAAGUAUCAAUCAAGACCUUCACAUAUUUAUAGCAAUCAGUCAUAUCUAUAUUAUAGAAGAGGAUUAUUUCGAAAUCACUUUAAUAGACGGCAAAAGCAACGAAAUUUCCAUCUUAAACAAAAAUUCAACCAAAGAAGCUACAAAGUACUUACUUCUACAUCAUUAUCAACAACAUCAACAUCAGAUCCUAGAUUAUUUUUAUCAAAAGCAAUAACUCCGUAUUGUUUCAAUUUGACUAGAGAGCAGUUCAAAAUUAAACUUCAGGAAUUACAAGAACGCUUGCAAUUAAAUAUUUUGCAGAUAAACCAUUUUCUCAGGCUGCAGCAGCAACAUCAACUUGAAACAGAACUUAUCAAAAGCGAACGAAAAUCUGCGAACACGGCUUCUUCGAUUAACACUAAUCAAUCAAAUCUGGAAUCCAAAAAAGAAAAUAGCAAAACAAAUCAAUGUUUUUUUAAAACAGAAAUAGAUACAGAUACAAUUAAAAACGAAGUCGAGCAAUAUGAAGAUGGUUCCAACAACAGCCAAAGUUAUGCAACUGGAAUUGAAACUGAAAAUUUGUAUCGUAGAAGUCUUAUGGAUUAUGAUAAUGAAUUUAAGGAUUUUGAAAAAAGCUUAGACAGAAAUUUGUAUUACCAACAGCAACAACAAAAUCAGUUUCCAUUUCAAAUCCUGACUCACGGUCAUCACCACCAUCUGUCGGACUCACGGACAAGCCAUUCCACUAUGCAAUUGCAACAUCACUUGAGCAUACAACAGCAGGAGCUAAUUCAGCAGCUGCAGUUGGUACAAAGGCAGUACUUAAUACACCAAGGCUUUGGCAAACCUCUGCAACUAGAUUUGCAAUCACAAAUUCAUCGAUCAAUGUCACCAAUUAAUUCCAUGUCAGCAAUUGUUCAAAACCAUCACAACAAUCAAAAUAUCUCCCAUAAUCAGCACUCUAAUCACACCCACCAUCAACAGCAACAACAUCAACAUCACCAACAACAACAGCAGCAACAUCAGCAUCAGCAUCACCAACAACAACAGCAGCAGCAGCAACAUCAACAUCAACAGCAACAUCAACAACACCAGCAGCACCAGCAACAUCAACAGCAGCAACCGCAACAACAGACACAGAAACAUCAGCAAGUGACGUCGAAUCUCCUACAACAACAUUCUAGUCAAGUAGUACAUCAUUCGCAUUCAUCGCAUCUGGCAAAUCAACAACUCCACCAUCAUCAUCACCAUCAAAAUCGUACUCAACAACAAGAACAACAGCUCUCACCGAAAUCAUCAACAUCGUCGAAUCAACAAAAUAACUCUAUUGACGAUUUGAGUAUGAUGAUAAUAAAUCCUCUCGAAGAUAAACAAAGAUUAUCACCGCAUCCUAAUGAGGUUAGGAGUCCUGCUUCAUUGAACAACCACCUAAACAAUAACUGUCAAACGGCUUCCAACAACAACAUUACUAAUAUUGGCAAUAUUACCCACGAAUCUGACAGUAUCACAAAGUGCAAAAGCAGCGUGAGUGAUGAUUUUGUUCGUUGCAGUAGUCCUCCAGACAUAAAAUCUGACAUCGAUAGCGAUCAGCAACAUACGCCUUCUAGUACGGGGCAUGCCAUCUCUACUAUUCCCGGAAAUGGUGACUCUACGUGGUCAACGGAAACAAUAAAUAGCGAUAUUAUUGCCCCAAGGUUCGUGUCAUCUCCCCUCCAACAACUUCAACAUCCGCAUCAAGAUGGAAACCAUUUGGGCGGGAGCAGUGUAGGAUGCAUGGUAGGAUUAGGUGGAAUUAUUGAUGCCAUUGGCCACAUGGGUGCCGGCGGAAAUCCUGCACAAAGAAACCACCUUAUCGACGAGUACAAUACAAAAAAGUAUUACCAUCCGUUGUACGCUCACGGAGUGUGCCGUUGGCCUGGUUGUGAAUUAGUUUUAGAUGAUGUGGCGUCCUUUAUUAAGCAUCUUAACACUGAACACUGCUUGGAUGACCGCUCAACGGCACAAGCACGUGUUCAAAUGCAAGUUGUAUCUCAACUUGAAAUUCAUUUGCAAAAAGAACGCGAUCGCUUGCAAGCUAUGAUGCAUCACUUAUACAUGGCAAAGCAGUUUUUAUCACCUGAAAAACGGGACUGCAAGCAAGAAAAUGAUGGACUAUAUAAUAUACCAUGUCCACCGAAUUUACAAAAUCCUGUCUUGCCAGUAUCAAUCAGCUCACCAAUGUUAAAUAACUCAAACAUAUCAUCAAUUAGGAAAAGAAUUAGCGACAAAAAUCCAUUAUCAAUAGCGGGUGGUCUUCCUUACAUGUUGGAACGAGCUGGCCUUGAUGUACAACAAGAAAUACAACGAAAUCGUGAAUUUUAUAAAAAUGCAGAUGUUCGUCCUCCUUUUACAUAUGCAUCUUUAAUAAGACAAUCUAUUAUUGAGUCACCAGAUAAGCAACUAACUCUCAAUGAAAUAUACAAUUGGUUUCAAAAUACAUUUUGCUAUUUUCGACGAAAUGCAGCAACCUGGAAGAAUGCAGUUCGACAUAACUUAUCGCUACAUAAAUGUUUCAUGCGAGUUGAAAAUGUAAAGGGUGCGGUUUGGACAGUUGACGAAAUAGAAUUUUAUAAGAGACGACCUCAAAGGUCGAUUGCAGCUGCGGCAGCUAUUACUGGAAAUCCUAAUUUUGGAAUGCCAUUCGAACAAAUUUAUCUCUGCAUAAAUGUUUUGUGCGUUACGAAGACGAUUUUGGAUCAUUUUGGAUGGUCGAUGACAAUGAGUUUGUUAAGCGACGUCAUCUGUCAAGAGGCAAUGGGCAAUGACAAUAGCGACAUGACUGACAUUGGCGCCGGGGGAAGCAGCAGUAGAAUUGAUGGCAGAUCUUCCUCUUCAACAAGCGAUCGCGACCAUGAUCGGGAUCGGGAUUUGUGUCGAAAAAAUAUCAGCGAAAUUGGUACUGGUGGUAAUGGAUGUAUAAAUGACAAUGGCAGUGGAAUCGGUAGGACAGGAAAUAGAUAUAAUUUGAUUGGUGGUGGAUUUUUACCAUGCAACUAUCAGUCGCAAAGUGCAUCUCACGAAUCAAUGUCGAGUUCUCCUACUUAUGGGAAUGGAAAUUUUUCACCAAGCUUACAGAACAUCUGGGCAUGUCCACCUGUGUCGUUAGAAGAAGCAGCUGCAUUGACUGUUAAUGCACAGCUGCUCCGGCAAAAUCACGAGAACUAUCGAAAUUUUAAUUUACAGAGAUCACUGCACGACAACAACAACGACCCAAGAUCGUUGCAACUUCAGCAAAACAACACAGUACAUUGUAAUCAGUUUAUAUCGACAUCCGAUAAAAUUCUUCUAUCGAACUUGGAACGAAGAUGUCGAAGUGCAUUAAAUAACAGCUCGAAUAGCAUUUUUGCUUUGGCCAAAAACUUAGAACAACACCAUCAAUUGCAGCAGCAGCUUCACAACCAACAAUCAGAGUCUGAAAUUUUAUUAGAACAUGUUACUAAAAGUCAAAGCAAAGACAUGGAGCUUAGUGGACUUGAUAUCAAAGCUGCACCGGAAGAUCUAUCUACGAAUUCUAUGGAGGCUAUGAAAUAGUUCAUAGGUGUAAGGUUCCUGAAUUUUUAAGACACACAAUUUAAAAAUUUGUUUUUGUUGCAAAUGAAACUGGCCUUUUAUUCAGUAGUUAUUUUGUCAUACUAAAAAAAUCAGACCAUUCAACACAGGUGUUAACGCACUCUAUGAACUUUAUUACGUACCUUAUGAGUUAUACGAAUGAAAAUCUUAAGUUCACAAAACCGACUACUUUCUUUUUAAGGCAGAAUAUUAUGAUUUUGACAUCCGAUUUGAACUUCGUACAUACGUACGUACAUAUAUAAAGUCCGUUUCCUUCAUAUCACACUAUUCGUAUAUAAAUAAAAUGACCGACAUUAAGCUAUCGAAAGUAGAUAUUUCUAAAAAAGUUCUUUUUGAGUUUUUUAAAUUGUGUUUGACAAAGCUGUUUGCUGUUUUUUUCACUUGAUUUUUCACAACUGUUAUAGUUUCUUUUCACAAAAAAAAUCUUAACGGAAAAUGCUUACGGAGCUUUAGGUAAAAUGUCCUUACAAUUCGUGUCAACAAAAUUAACAAUGGGCAGAUUCAGACAACAUAAGUGUAAAAACUACCAAAUAAUAAUUGUCUCCAAAACACUCCUAAGACAAGCUGGAAUUACAGCACCACCUGAAGUUCAUAUUUUAAAAAUAUAUUUCUUAUUCCUUUUCUAAUUCGACAAGGAACACUUUUACAUAAAACAUCAAAUUGAAUUUUGCAUAAGAUAAAUAAACCACAGAGUAAUAAAGUUCAGCUUUCAGUUGAAUGAAAAAUUAUGAUUAUCUGCCAUUUUGACAUAAGUGGGAUUGGCUUGAUAGUUAGAGAAUUUUUUCUUGGCUAACUUUCCAGUCAACUUUCCAAUAAAGUUAAUUUAAUUGGAAGGCAAUUUUUUGGCAGCUAGCUAAAAAAAACUUACUUUCAAGUCCCAUAUGUCGUCUGAAUGUUCCCAAUGUCUUAGUUAGAUACAUAACUUGAAUGAAGUCAUUCCACAUCAUAUUUUUAUUACUUCAUUGUUUUUAUUUUUUUAACUUAUUGUAGUUUCAACCACCGAAAAACUAAUCUAAUCAAAAAUCUCAAAUUGACAACAGAAAAGCCAGUUGUAAAUAAAUUUAAGAAAAAUAUAGUCUCAUCAUUAACUAUGUAUUCCAUUAAAAGUAUUCAAUUCUAGGAAAAUAAACCCCUUAAUACAUAAAACAUUAAUUUAGAGUAAUAUUCAAAAACCAAAAAAAGGAAAACAAAAGCACUGUUUGUUUUUUAAGAUAAGAAAGAAACAAUAUUUUGUUCAUAAUGGUGCUUCGUUUAGAAGUUAUAAAAUAACAAUUCGAAAAUAAUAUAACUUUAAGCACACUAAACAAAAAUCAUUAAAAUUAUGUGGCUAUAUUUAAAAACUGUACGUAAAAAUAAAAGUAUGUCAUAAUUAAACUUAAAAACGAAAAUACUUAAGAAUAGUAUCUAUACUUGGAAAAAGUUUUAACAAUUUUAUUGUAUGUUAGCACUUAAAAAUAAAUAAUAAAACUAUAAUUAAUAUAAGAAAUUUUAACUGAAUUUCUGACAAGCUUGUAUUAAAUAAAUAAAUAUAUAGUAAAAGUAAAAGGCAAUGUGGAUAGAUAUAAUUAAUAAAACAAAGUAUUAGGUACAUUACGGAAUAACAAAACAAAGCCAUCUAUCCCAGAUUACUUAUAAACGAUUAUUUUUGUUCCUUAAUACUCGUAUAUGUAUAUGUAUACAAUACUUUAAUUUGUUAAACAUUUUUGUUUUAAAUUAUUAUUAGGUACACAGAAAUAUAGUACACAUACAAUCUUUAGUUAAAUUAAAAUUAUUAUAUUUAUAAGUGACAUUUUUUUCAUGAAAAAAAAACUAAUUAACAAAAAAACAUUAACUUACAAAAACAUAAAACAUUUUAAAAGAAAAAAAUAAAUAAAUG
Eupeodes corollae is the source of this 7252-nucleotide messenger RNA. RefSeq names its product hybrid signal transduction histidine kinase A (gene FoxP). Gene Ontology annotation, biological process: regulation of transcription by RNA polymerase II. The record is from RefSeq and is a predicted model, not a curated record. Gene Ontology annotation, cellular component: nucleus. The coding region runs from base 1720 to 5337 and encodes 1205 amino acids. The transcript is spliced from 15 exons. Gene Ontology annotation, molecular function: RNA polymerase II cis-regulatory region sequence-specific DNA binding; DNA-binding transcription factor activity, RNA polymerase II-specific. Lineage: Eukaryota; Metazoa; Arthropoda; Insecta; Diptera; Syrphidae.